UUGUAGCAGUGGAUUAAUUGUUAUGGAUAAUGGCUGAAAAGGUAGUUCCGAUUGAUAACAGCCUCACUGAUGUGUCGGCGUCAGAGUUGCACACCUUACAGAACGCUAUCAACAACGCUAUCAAACCUGAUGGAGUCCUCUUUGACGACCCACCUAACAAGAAGAUGAAAUUCUCCUCCAACGAAGAUGACACUGACUCGCUCCUAGAGGGAGCUGACGGUAAACCCUCUGGUAAAGUAUCUCACAAUGCGAUAGAGAAGAGGAGAAGAGACAAGAUGAACAUGUACAUUGACGAGCUGGCAGCUAUGGUACCCAUGUGCUCCGUUGUUUCAAGACGACCGGACAAGCUAACCAUUCUGAAGAUGGCUGUGAGACACCUCAAAGCGCUGAGAUAUGCUAAUGGGGGAGGCCACAAGAACCAAUUGAGACCUACCUUUCUUACUGAUGAAGAACUGAAGCACCUUAUUCUAGAGGCUGAGGACGGGUUCUUGUUUAUAGUUAGCUGUGAGAAUCAGAGAAUAUUGUACGCAAGCAACAGUGUUAGUCACGUUCUCAAUCACACCAAGGAGGACCUAUGUGAGCUAGGGUUCCUGGAUAUCAUACACCCGUGUGACCAGGAGUUGGUGAAGGAGCAGCUGCUGGUCACUGACUGUGACCACACUGCAGGGGAGAAGAAGAGUACUGCUGCAGACUUCAACAUGAUUUCAGGGUCUCGUCGUUCUUUCUUCUGCCGUAUGAGACACGGAAAACGAGGUCCUGACGGUCAAACAAUUGAAGAUAAGAAGAAGAACGCGACAGCUUAUACAAUAGUGCACGUGACUGGGUAUCUGAAGAACUGGGAUGUUGAUACUUUCUCCAUGUCCGAGGAUCUCAUCAAAUACAGUGGUGAUGAGUCUGAAGAGGAGCUAGGAGAUUUUACCUGUUUGGUUGCUGUAGGGCGGGUUCUACAAGUCCCUGUCAAAAGCUUGAAACAACCGAACGUUUUUAAUUGGAGGUUGACGAUGGAUGACAAGUUUCUGUUUGUAGACCCCCGAACUACCGCCGUAUUGGAGUACUUGCCACACGAGCUGAUCGGAACUAGUAUCUACAAGUUCUACCACCCUAGCGACCUGUCUAAACUGACUGAUGCUCAUCAGAAAGUAAAGUCAGGAGACUGUAAAGUAAUGUACAGGUUCAGAACCAAAUCAGGGAGAUGGGUGUGGCUUCAUGGCAGUUUCCAGGGAUUCAACAAUCCAUUCUCUGGUCAACUCCAGUACAUCAUCUGCAACAACAUUGCUGUGCUGGAUAAUAACGAGCUGGAUGAAAAAGGUCGCACUGAGGCGGGUUUGAGCAAGGUGGAACUAAGCAAACCAAAGUUGAGUACAGACAUUGGUCACAUGAUAACUUCGUCACAGAUAGUACAGCACACAACCCAAGCAGACCCAACCCAACAACAAGCUCCCCAACACGGCCUGCCCCAACCUAUGGACAGUUCCCGCUCCUCCCAUCCCCAGAGUAUUCUGGACAACAUCCCGGACUCUCAGACCCUCCACCCAGGCAUGGCUGACAUUAACAGACCCACUAAUAUUGCAGUUGUUACUCCUAAUGUUGAACUUUGCAGCUCCGGAAGAUUACAGACAAAGCUACACCUGGACCCCAUUACCCGGAUGGAAGUAGAUACUCCCUUCACAAUCCCACCCCAGCAUUCCCAACCUCAGCAACUCUCCCAGCCUCAACCACAACACUUACAAGUUCAGCCACCCCAACAACAACACUCUCAGCAUUCUCAGCAGAUACAGCAACAACAACAGCAGCAGGUGCAGCAGCCUCAGGUGCAGCAGCAACAGCAGCAGCCGCAGCAAUCACAACAGAAUAGGUUCCGAACUCAGCAGACAGUCCAACACCAGCCCCAACACCACCAGUACAACAUACAACAGAUACAACAAGACCCGUAUACCUCCGAUAUGCAGGGACAAUUCAACCUUGUCCAAGGAAUGCAGCAGCAACCCUACUCCUCCGCUCAACAUCUCAACAUUGCUGAGAUUGGAACUCUAAAGACGGAGACUAAAAGUAGAAUGCUAACUCCAACUAGCUCCUCCCACAAUUCCCUUGUACCUGGCCCUGGCGUGGCUGGAAUGUUGAACUUGCAGCAUCAGCAAACUCAACAACAGCAGCAGCAGCAGCCUCAACAACAACAACAACAACAGCAGCAACAACAGCAGCAGCAGCAGCAACAACAACAACAACAACAGCAACAACAACAACAACAACAACAGCAACAGCAACAGCCCCAACAACAGCAACAGCUCAGCAACCCUCAGCAAUACAACCCCCAAACACCCCAACAAGUAAAACAACUCGCAUAUCUUCCUCAGCUACCGAACGUGCACAACAUCCGCACGAAGGAGCAAUACGAACAAGCGAGGCUGUACAACGAACGAGAACGCCAACUACUGCAGGAGUAUGAGCAGUAUUUGAAGAAAACGAAGUGGGAUAAUUGAGAGUUAAUCACUUAAUUGAGUGACAAUUAGUGAGAUUAUGAUUGAUCUCUGUUGGUUGUUGCUGUCACAUUACAAAUUUCCGCUCUGACUGUCAAGAUGAUUAAAAGGACCCAAUUAAGGACAAUCGGUAAAGACCAAAAUCAGCUUCUCUGUUAUACACACAUAUUUUAGGCAAUAUUGCGAUGACCUGUGUUUGAUUUACUGAAACAUUCUUACAGACUUAAAUCUUACAGCAUAGUUUACUGAAAAGUACAUGGACCGACUGGAAAUUGUACUUACAAAUCUAUUAUGUUACAUACUGCUACUAGUAAUUAUAUCAUUAUGUAAUAUAAUCUCAAUAGUUAAUAAUCAUCGCACACUUAUAACACUACUAAUACUUAUAACACAGAUUAAUUUUGCUGCCUAUAUUUAUAAAGGAAUACGCAUGGUAACUUUACAGAGUGGACCAGAAGUGACUUAACAUAUUACAGUAAAUUCUGGUCUAACCCUGCUCCCAUAUGUAAUAUGUAUGCAUGGUCUACAUAUGGCAUUGCUUGGAAUAACAUUUAAAUUUUAGUUGUGAUUUUCAAGAUAAUUUUAAAACUGUUUUUGUGGCUGUUUCUGUCUCUUGCCUUGUUAUUUUUGUACAAGCUUGUUGUCCAAGCGUUCUGACGAUACUGUAACACUACUGUAACACUACUGUAACAGGGUAGCACCCUGUAACACUACUGUAUCACUAUAACG
This is a messenger RNA of Bolinopsis microptera, 3203 nucleotides long. RefSeq names its product basic helix-loop-helix ARNT-like protein 2. The coding region runs from base 30 to 2480 and encodes 816 amino acids. The transcript is spliced from 19 exons. Lineage: Eukaryota; Metazoa; Ctenophora; Tentaculata; Lobata; Bolinopsidae. Gene Ontology annotation, molecular function: protein dimerization activity; RNA polymerase II cis-regulatory region sequence-specific DNA binding; DNA-binding transcription factor activity, RNA polymerase II-specific. Gene Ontology annotation, biological process: regulation of transcription by RNA polymerase II. Gene Ontology annotation, cellular component: aryl hydrocarbon receptor complex; cytoplasm; nucleus. The record is from RefSeq and is a predicted model, not a curated record.